Rosa chinensis is the source of this 1197-nucleotide messenger RNA. Its product is annotated as mannan endo-1,4-beta-mannosidase 4-like. The record is from RefSeq and is a predicted model, not a curated record. Gene Ontology annotation, molecular function: hydrolase activity, hydrolyzing O-glycosyl compounds. NCBI's taxonomy places the organism in Eukaryota, Viridiplantae, Streptophyta, Magnoliopsida, Rosales, Rosaceae. The transcript is spliced from 5 exons.
AUGUUUGAAAAGGGUUUUGUUUGGUUAGUUUUACUCUUUUUGUCAUUUUGCUUAAACCCUGCACAGGCUGACUCUAGUUUUGGCGGAACAAAAGGAACCCGAUUUGUUAUGAAUGGGAAACCAUUUUACAUAAACUGAUUCAAUGCGUAUUGGAUGAUGUACAUGGCAUCUGACCCAUCUACGCAGGCCAAGGUUACUUCUGCAUUCCAACAAGCCUCCAAGUAUAAGAUGAAUGUUGCUAGAACUUGGGCUUUCAGUGAUGGUGUUGGGAAAGCCCUUCAAACAUCGCCUGGUUCGUAUAACGAAGAUAUGUUCAAGGGAUUAGACUUUGUGAUAUCAGAAGCUAAAAAGUACGGUGUAUAUCUGAUACUGAGUUUAGUGAACAACUAUAACGAUUUUGGGGGAAGAAAGCAAUAUGUGCAGUGGGCAAGGGAGCGGGGCCAAUCCCUCAACAGUGAUGACGACUUCUACAACAACACUGUUGUCAAAGGCUACUACCAGAACCAUGUCAAGACUAUUCUCACGAGAAUUAAUACAAUAACGAAUGUGGCAUACAAAGAUGAUCCAAUCAUUUUCGCAUGGGAGCUAAUCAAUGAACUCCGUUGCGAAUCUGAUGUCUCGGGAGCUCUUCUUCAGCAAUGGGUGAACGAAAUGGCUGCACACUUAAAAUCCAUUGAUGGCAACCAUUUACUGGAGAUAGGACUUGAAGGAUUUUAUGGGGCAACGACGCCGGAGAAGCAGCAAUAUAAUCCCAAUAACCAAGAGUUGGGCUCUGAUUUCACAGCAACCAACUUGCUUCCACAAGUGGAUUUUGCCACUAUACAUAUCUACGCCGAGCAAUGGUUAUCCGGACAGAGCGAAGAGGCUCAAGCUGCUUUCGUGGAUAAAUGGGUGCAAGUACACAUUGACGAUUGUAAUACAAUAAUGAAGAAACCACUUAUUAUGGCGGAGUUCGGCAAGUCUUGGAAAUAUCCAGGGUACACCAUAGAAAACAGAAACGCCUACUUUGGAAAGUUAUACGACGCCGAAUACAGCAGCGCCAAAAGUGGGGGAGCGUGUGUAGGUGGACUUUUCUGGCAGCUGUUUGCGCAAGGUAUGGAAAACUUCGGGGACGGAUACCAAGUCGUUUUAGAGGAGAGCCCGUCAACUGCUGAUGUCAUUGCCCAGCAGUCUCAAAGGCUCCAGUCGCUAAAUUAA